AUGUUUCAUCUGAUCAAGAAAGACAAGGACAAGGAUAAGGAUGAGAGGAAGAAGGACAAAAAGGAGAGGAUGUCCCAGGCAGAGCUGAAUAGUCUGGAGGAAAUGAGCCAGAGGCGGGGCUUCUUCAACCUCCACCGAGGAGGCUCUAAGCGGGACAACAAAGGCAAGCUGGAGAUCUCCAGCCCCAUCCCUAUCAAGGUAGCCAGCAACACAGAGCUCAGCUUUACUGAUCUAGAUGCUGAUCGCUUCAGCAACCGUGGCAGCAUGGUCCUGGACUUGGGCCAGAUGAGUGCCGCCAGCUCCAGUGAUGACAUCAAGGGGGAGUGGGGACAGGAUCCCCGUCGCACCUCUGUUAAGGAGCGAGCGGCCAAGUUCGGCAGCCUGGCAAAGCAGCACUCCCAGGUGGGCCAGGUCAUGAAGCGCUUUUCCUCCCAGAAAAACAAAGAGGGGAGUGUCUCUGAGGCCUCCACACCAAGCUCAACACAACCAUCUCCCCAGAUAGAGAACAAGGUGUUUGACCACCACAGACAUGACUCCCAUCUGCAUCUCCAGGGCCACGGCAGGGCUGGGAAGAGGGUUCAUAUCCCAGAGGUGGUGGAGAAGACCUUCCCGGCAGACCUGCAGCUGCCUGGCGUCUUGGCGCCGCCCAUGCCUGAGCUCAGGGAACUGGAGCUACAGCGCCGCAACACAGGAGACUUUGGCUUCUCCUUGCGCCGCACAACCAUGUUGGACCAGCAGCCUGAUGGUGGGGUCUACCGCCGCGUGGUUCACUUCGCUGAGCCUGGUGCCGGGACCAAGGACCUGGCGCUGGGUCUGGUGCCUGGAGACAGGUUGGUUGAGAUCAACGGGCACAACGUGGAGAAUAAGAGCCGGGACGAGAUCGUGGAGAAGAUCCGUCAGUCUGGGGACUUUGUGAGGCUGAAGGUGCAGCCCAUUGUGGAGCUGAGUGAGCUGAGCCGCUGCUGGCUGAGGAACAGCAGAGAGGCCUACGAUGUGAAGACUGAGGAGCAGGUAGCUGCUGAGAAGGCCUGGUACGGGUCUGAGAAAGUAUGGCUGGUUCACAAGGAUGGAUUUUCCUUGGCGACCCUGUUGAAGACGGAGCCAGGCAGUCUGCCAGAGGGGACAGUCAAGAUCAGACUGGAGAGCGACGGCUCGUUGCUGGAUGUGGAUGAGGAUGAUGUGGAGAAGGCAAAUCCUCCAUCGUUUGACCGUGUGGAGGACCUGUCCUCGCUGCAGUACCUCAAUGAGUCCAGUGUGAUGCACUCCCUGCGCCAGCGCUACGGGGGCAACCUCAUCCACACCCACGCUGGACCCAACAUGGUGGUCAUCAACCCCAUCAGCACUCCCUCCAUGUACUCUGAGAAGGUGAUGCACAUGUUUAAGGGGUGCAGGAGGGAGGACACAGCGCCUCACAUCUAUGGCGUGGCCCAGUCAGCCUAUAGGAAUCUGUUGACCACCCGUCAGGACCAGUCCAUUGUGCUACUGGGAAAGAGCGGCAGUGGCAAGACCACCAAUUGUCAACACCUGGUUCAGUACCUGGUCACCAUCGCUGGCAGCACUGGCAAGACCUUCUCUGCGGAAAAGUGGCAGGCAGUCUACACCAUCCUGGAGGCCUUUGGGAACAGCUCCACCUCCAUGAAUGGAAACGCCAGUCGCUUCUCUCACAUCGUGUGCCUGGAUGUUGACCAGGCUGGUCAGGUGGCCUCGGCCUCCAUUCAGACCAUGCUGCUAGAGAAGCUAAGAGUGACCAGGCGGCCAGAGGGAGAGUCCACUUUCAAUGUCUUCUACUAUAUGAUGGCUGGAGCUGACAGCUCUCUCAAGACUAAGCUGCACUUCAACCACUUUGCUGAAAACAGUGCUUUCGGAAUCGUGCCUCAACCCAAGUCUGAAGACAAGCAGCGGGCCUCCCAGCAGUUCACCAAGCUGCAGGCAGCCAUGAAGGUCCUGGGCAUCAGUGGGGAGGAGCAGAGGGCCUUCUGGCUGGUCCUGGGGGCCAUCUACCACCUAGGGGCUGCAGGAGCCACCAAGGACGCAGACAAAGCCGGUAGGAAACAGUUUGCACGUCAUGAAUGGGCGCAGAAGGCCGCCUACCUGCUGGGCUGCACUCUAGAAGAGCUCUCCUCCUCCGUCUUCAAGCACCAGGCCAAGGGCACCCUGCCCAGAGCCAGCUCUAUACGCCAGGGGACGGACGAUGCAGCAGAAGACUUCUCAGGUUCCAAGGCCACAGCCAUGGAGUGUUUAGAAGCCAUGGCAUCUGGGCUGUACUCAGAGCUCUUCACCCUCCUCGUCUCCCUCAUUAACCGUGCUCUGAAGUCCAGCCAGCACUCUCUGUGCUCCCUGCUCAUCGUGGACACCCCGGGCUUCCAGAACCCUCGCCUGGCCAAGCGGGAGCGCGGAGCCACCUUUGAAGAGCUCUGCCACAACUACACCCAGGAGCGCCUGCAGACACUGUUCUAUCAGCGCACCUUUGUACAGGAGCUAGAGAGAUACAAAGAGGAAAACAUAGAGUUCGCAUUAGAUGACAUGGAGCCCAGCACAUCUCUGUCUGUAGCUGCAGUAGACCAAGCGCCAAGUCAAGCCCUGGUGCGGACGCUGAGGACUGAUGAGGCUCGGGGCCUGUUGUGGCUGAUGGAAGAGGAGGCUCUGCAGCCUGGGGGUUCAGAGGAUACUCUACUGGGACGCCUCUUCAGUUACUAUGGCCCUGCUGAGGGAGAGAGCAAAGGUCACACCUUGCUGCUGAAGAGUGGGAAGCUGCAUCACUUUCUGUUGGGUCACAGUCAUGGGACAGACUGGGUGGAGUAUGACGCCCGUGGUUGGCUGAGCCAUGCCAAACAGAACCCUGCCUCUAACAACGCAGGGAGUCUCCUGCAGGACUCCCACAAGGAGAACAUUAGUGGUCUGUUUAUGAGCCGAGGAAGCGGGGCCACCACCCUGUCAGGCUCCAUCGCGGGCCUGGAGGGUGUUUCCCAGCUGGCCUUGCGGCGCGCCACCAGCAUGAGGAAGACUUUCACCACUGGAGUGGCGGCCGUCAAGAAGAAGUCCCUCUGCAUCCAGAUCAAACUACAAGUGGACGCUCUGCUGGACACUGUGCGGAGGUCCAGGGUUCACUUUAUCCACUGCCUGCUGCCCAAUCCUGAUGCCCUGCGGGCAGGCAGAGGGGAAUUGGAGGCCCAGGGGGAGAGUGGAGACUCUGGCCUGAUGCAGCUGGAUGUGGCCCUGCUCCGGUCUCAGCUUCGCGGCUCCAAGCUGCUGGACGCUCUCAGAAUCUACAGACAAGGAUACCCUGAUCACAUGGUCUUCUCCGAAUUCUGCCGCCGCUUCGAUGUGCUGGCACCACACCUGACCAAGAAACUUGGCCGCAACUACAUAGUGAAGGAUGAGAAGAAGGCUGUGGAGGAGCUGCUGGAGUCCCUGGACCUGGAGAAGAACAGCUAUCACAUGGGACUGAGCAGGUUGUUCUUCAGAGCGGGGACCUUGGCCAAACUGGAGGAGCAGAGGGAUGAGCAGACCAGACGCAACAUCACCCUAUUCCAAGCAGCCUGCAGUGGAUACAUGGCCAGACAGGCCUUCAAGAAGAGGGAGAUCCAUGACCUGGCCAUCCGCUGCAUCCAGAAGAACAUCAAGAAGAAUAAAGGAGUGAAGGGCUGGCCCUGGUGGAAGCUGUUUACCACUGUACGGCCCCUCAUUGAGGUGCAGCUCACAGAGGAACAGAUCAGAGGAAAAGACGAGGAGAUCCAGCAUCUGAAGGGAAAGCUGGAGAAGACGGAGAAAGAGAGAAACGAAGUGAGAUUGAACAGUGAUCAACUGGAGAGCAGGAUCUCAGAGUUGUCAGCAGAGCUUGCAGACGAGAGGAACGCUGGAGAGUCGGCUUCUCAGCUGCUGGAGACCGAGACGUCUGAGAGACUGAAACUGGAGAAAGACAUGAAGGACCUGCAGGCUAUGUUUGACUUAAUGAAGAAGCAGAUGGAGUGUAUGGAGAUGGAGGUGACGGAGGCUCGUCUCAUCAGAACAGCAGAGCUCAAUGAGGACGUGGGCGAUGAUGACGAUUCAGGGGGAGAGUGGCGUCUGAAGUACGAACGAGCCAUCCGGGAGACUGAGUUCACCAAGAAGAGACUUCAGCAGGAGUUUGAAGACAUGCUAGAGACUGAGCAGCAGAGUAAAAGACCUCUGGAGAGGAAGCUGACUGACCUGCAGGCGGACAGCGAUGAAGUGCAGCGCUCUGUGCAGCAGCUGAAGAAGAAGUGUAGCAGACUGACGGCUGAGCUGCAGGACACCAAGCUGCACCUGGAGGGCCAGCAGAGCCGCAACCAUGACCUGGAGAAGAAACAGAGGAAGUUUGACUUGGAGCAGAGCCAGGCCCAGGACGAAGUGCUGAGAGAGAGGACACAGAGAGAGAAGCUGGGACGGGAGAGAGACAUGAUGACAGGGGAGCUGUUCAGUCUGUGCCAGCAGCUGCAGGACAAGGACAUGGAGCUGUGUGCCAUCCAGCUGAAGGUGGAGCAUCUGGAGGCAGAGCUAAAGGACCUGUCAUCCCAGGAGUCGAAGGAUGAGGCGUCGCUGUCCAAGACCAAGAAGACGCUCCGCGACCUGGAAGCCAAGGUCAAAGACCAGGAGGAGGAGCUGGAUGAGCAGGCCGGGACCAUCCAGAUGCUGGAGCAGGCCAAGCUACGUCUGGAGAUGGGGAUGGUGAGUCUGCGGCAGACCCACUCUAAAGACAUUGAUGGCAAGGAUGAGGAGGUGGAGGAGAUCAGGCAGUCCUGCAGUAAGAAGCUGAAGCAGAUGGAGGUACAGCUGGAGGAGGAGUAUGAUGACAAGCAGAAAGUCCUGCGUGAGAGGAGAGAGCUGGAGGCCAAGCUACUGUCUGCCAAGGACCAGGUGGGCUGCAGGGACGUGGAGACCGAGAAGAGGCUGAGGAAGGGCCUGAAACGCACCAAGGUGCUGCUGGCUGACGCCCAGAUCAUGCUGGACCACCUGAAGAACAACGCCCUCAGUAAGAGAGAGACCGCCCAGCUCAAAAACCAGCUGGAGGAGUCAGAGUUCACGUGUGCGGUGGCGGUGAAGUCUCGUAAGGGCAUGGAGAUAGAGAUUGAGGACCUGCACAUCCAGAUGGAGGAAGUGGUCAAAGUCAAGAUGUCGCUUGAGGAGCAGGUGUCACGUCUGCAGAGGGAGAAGAAUGACCUGCAGUCUCGUAUGGAGGAGGACCAGGAGGACAUGAACGAGCUGAUGAAGAUACACAAGGCUUCCGUCUCCCAGUCUGCCAGAGACCUGGCCCAGAUCAGUGACAUCCAGGUCCAGCUAGAGGAAGCCAUGAAGGAGAAGCAGGAGAUCCAGGACAAGUUGCAGUCCCUGCAUAGCCAGCUGGAGUUCCAGGAGCAGUCCAUGGUGGAGAAGUCUCUGGUCAGCAGGCAGGAGGCCAAGAUCCGCGAGCUGGAGACCAAGUUGGAGUACGAGAAGACCCAGAUCAAACGCCUGGAGAGCCUGACGAGCCGUCUUAAGGAGAACCUGGAGAAGAUGACAGAGGAGAGAGACCACCGCGGGAAUGGAGAGAACAGGGAGAAGGAGCAGAACAAACGUGUGCAGAGACAGAUGAGGGACAUCAAAGAGGAGAUGGCUGAGCUGUCCAAGAAGGAAGCUGAGGCCAGCCGCAAGAAGCACGAGCUGGACAUGGACAUAGAGAGUCUGGAGGCAGCCAAUCAGAGCCUGCAGUUGGACCUCAAGCUGGCAUUCAAGAGGAUCGGAGACCUGCAGGCCGCCAUUGAAGACGAGAUGGUCGACAGUGACGGAGAAGAUGACCUCAUAAACAAUGGUGACGACUUGGACAUGGACUCAGAGGUGGAGGACCGUGUGGACGAUGUCAAGUCCUGGCUGUCCAAGAAUAAGGGAUCCACCAAGACCCUGUCAGCUGAGGGCCAUCUGAAGAGCUCCAGAAAUGCAGUGAAUGUAGAUGCAAAGGAAGGGAAAGACGGUAAGGAGAUAAAAGAGAAAAGGAGGGAGCAAGGAAGGCAAAGAAGUAGACAGCAGGCCUACUCUGAGGCCACCAGCAGGGCCAGGAAGGGUCUGGAGUGCUGCUGGGCCCCACACAGCCCUGACUUUGACAAGGACUCCAAGGUGUUCUUCCUGGCCCCUAGCAUGCCGAACAUGGAGGAUGAUAUUAUGACCAGCAUUAGCAGCAUCACCAGUGUGAGCCGUGAAGAAGGAUGA
Molecule: messenger RNA, 6201 nt
Organism: Salvelinus namaycush (lake trout)
Lineage: Eukaryota; Metazoa; Chordata; Actinopteri; Salmoniformes; Salmonidae
Product: unconventional myosin-XVIIIa-like
Exons: 40
Coding region: 1-6201 (2066 amino acids)
Cellular component (GO): myosin complex
Molecular function (GO): ATP binding; protein binding; cytoskeletal motor activity
Source: RefSeq, a predicted model, not a curated record